AUGUUCGACAGUGGCUGCGCGAGGUGCCGGAGACCUGGACGGCUCGCAAGGCCAAGGAGAUUCAAGGAUACGCGGAUCGUAAAGAAUGGAAGAAAUUCUCCGCAAUCAGAGCCGUUUAGUUCGCCGAUCAAAGCAACUACACCUAUUCUCAGCGCCGAUGAAACCGUCCUAUUGACUGAAAAGACACAAAUUCUACGUCGAAGAGCCGAGCACUUCAGCGGCUUCCUCAACCACCGCUCCACCAUCUCUGAGGCCGCCAUCCCCCCUUCUCUGCCUGAAGUGGAGUCCAACGCCGACCUCGACCUCCCGCCCUCUCUCCACGAAACCACCAAGGCUGUGCAACAGCUCUCCAACGGAAAUACAUCCGGAUCGGAUGUGAUCCCUGUUGAGAUCUACAAGCACGGUGGUCCCCAACUAGUGGAUCAUCUGACGGCGAUCUUCCAGGAGAUGGGACGUCAAGAAGAAGUCCCGCAGGAUUUCAAGGACGUCACAAUCGUUCACCUCUACAGGCGGGAUUGGAACCACCAAACCUGCGAUAAUUACCAGGGCAUCUCCCUGCUGAACAUCGCCGGGAAAAUAUUCGCUCACCUUCUUCUCAAGCGCCUGAACAACCAUUUGGAACAGGGUAUCCUACCGGAAAGUCAAUGCUACUUCGGCCGUCAUUGUGGAACCACCGAUAUGAUCUUCGUCGCCCGCCGACUACAGAAGCGUCAGGAGAUACCGGUCCACCCCUACUCUAUCUUCGUGGAUCUGACGAAAGCCUUCGACACGGUGAAUCGCGAUCGAAUGUGGAAAAUUAUGCGAAAAUUCGGCUGUCCCGAACGAUUCACUCAGAUGGUGCGUCGACUCCAUGAUGGCAUGACGGUGUGCCUCACGGACAAUAUAGUCGUCUCAGAGACAUUCACAGUGACCAAUGGAGUAAAGUAG
Spirometra erinaceieuropaei is the source of this 927-nucleotide messenger RNA. The record is from the annotation of a GenBank genome assembly. Lineage: Eukaryota; Metazoa; Platyhelminthes; Cestoda; Diphyllobothriidea; Diphyllobothriidae.